UUGGGGGAGGCCUACGCAGCUCCUCCUCUCGCCGGCAAGAGCGGUUGGAAGCGAGUAUGGCGGCCCCCGGGGCCGCAGCUACAGACCUAGAGGUGGUUCGAGGCAAGCGCGCCGCCCUCUUCUUCGCCGCGGUGGUCAUCGUGCUGGGGCUGCCGCUCUGGUGGAAGACCACGGAGACCUACCGGGCCCCAUUGCCUUACUCCCAGAUCAGUGGGCUGAAUUCCCUGCAGCUCCGGCUCAUGGUGCCGGUCACUGUCGUGUUUACCCAGGAAUCAGUGCCAUUGGACGACCAGGAAAAGCUGCCCUUCACCGUUGUGCAUGAGAGAGAGAUCCCUCUGAAGUACAAAUUGAAAAUCAAAUGCCGUUUCCAGAAGGCCUAUCGGAGGGCUUUGGAUCAUGAGGAGGAGGCCCUGUCAUUGGGCGGUAUACAAGAGGCAGAAACCAUGUUUGCUGAGCCAUCGGAGCAAGCAGAGGGCUCGCUGACAGUGUACGUGAUCUCUGAACACUCCUCACUUCUCCCUCAGGACAUGAUGAGCUACAUUGGGCCCAAGAGGAUGGCAGUUGUGCGGGGGAUAAUGCACCGGGAGGCCUUUAACAUCAUUGGCCGCCGUGUAAUCCAAGUAGCCCAGGCCAUGUCUUUGACUGAGGACGUGCUUGCUGCAGCCUUGGCUGACCACCUCCCAGAGGACAAGUGGAGCUCUGAUAAGAGGCGGCCUCUCAAGUCCAGCUUGGGCUAUGAAAUCACCUUCAGUUUACUCAACCCUGACCCCAAGUCCCAUGACGUCCACUGGGACAUCGAGGGGGCUGUCCAGCGCUACGUGCAGCCCUUCCUGAAUGCCCUCAGGGCUGUGGGCAACUUCUCUGUGGACUCUCAGAUCCUUUACUACGCAGUGUUGGGGGUAAACCCCCGCUUUGACCCAGCUUCCUCCAGCUAUUAUUUGGCCGCACACAGCCUCCCCCAUGUCAUCAACCCAGUGGAGUCCCGGCUGGGAUCCAGCGCUGCCUCCCUUUACCCUGUGCUCAACUUUCUACUGUAUGUUCCUGAGCUUGCCCACUCCCCCCUGUACAUUCAGGACAAGGAUGGGGCUCCAGUGGCCACCAACGCCUUCCACAGUCCCCGCUGGGGUGGCAUUAUGGUAUACAAUGUGGACCCCAAAGCCUACAAUGGCUCGGAGCUGCCGGUGAGAGUCAAGGUGGACAUGGUGCGGGUGAUGGAGGUGUUCCUGGCUCAGUUGCGGCUGCUCUUUGGGAUUGCUCAGCCCCAGAUGCCUCCAAAAUGCCUGUUUUCAGGGUCUAAGAGUGAAGGGAUAAUGAGCUGGGAGCUGGACCGGCUGCUCUGGGCUCGGUCAGUGGAGAACCUGGCCACAGCCACCACCACUCUCACUUCCCUGGCCCAGCUUCUGGGCAAGAUCAGCAACAUUGUCAUCAAGGACGAUGUGGCAUCUGAGGCUCUCAAGAAACAUUGGUUGAAUGUGAAUUGGAAUGAUAUGAAGUAUGAGCAUACCUUUCAUUCUUCAUUCGUAUCCGGCGCAGGCAGCCGCCGCGGCAGCAAGCUAGCUGCGGCCCCGCGAGGCCAUGAAGGUGAAGAAGGGCGGCGGCGGGGCCGGGACGGGGGUGGAGCCCGCUCCAGGGGCCUCGGGCCGGAGCUUGGAGACCAAGCCGGAGCUGCAGGCGGAAUCCGAAUCCGGGUCCGAGUCGGAGCCGGAGGCAGGCCCGGGGCCCAGGCCGGGGCCGCUGCAGAGGAAGCAGCCGAUCGGGCCGGAGGACGUGCUGGGGCUGCAGCGGAUCACGGGCGAGAUUUAUUUCCACCCCACUCCUUCCUUUUUGAGGAGUCCAUCCCCCUUUCCCAGGUGGAAGUGGAGCAACACCUGCAACUGUGACCCCUUCCCCACAGAGUCUUCAGAGCCCUUUGAAGAUUUUCUCUGCAAUAAUGAGGAAGGGGGCUGAGUGCAGUCUACCCUCAGUCUCCUCCACCCUGGAGGCUAGGUGGAGGCUGAGUUACCAGGGUGGUAUCAAAACCCUCAGUUCUCCCCGACCAUUAAUGCCUUCACCCUGGACACCCCAGGAAGUCUGGGGCCAUCCCCCUCCCCAGGACAGGACCUGAGGAGGAAGCUUCAGUGGGUUGGCUCUGGGCGCUCUCAAGGGAGUGGGUUAAUGCCCACUCUUAGCCUGGACUAGGGCCUGUCCUGUUUUGGGAGGCCAGGUCUCCACUGUGGUUGAAUUUCUGAGCUGGACUGCCUAAGUUGAAGUUCCAACUUUGCCAUGUAAUUGACUGUGUGGCCUUGGGCUAAUAACUUCACCUCUCUGAGCAUAUUCAUCUGUAAAACGGGGAUAAUGAUACCUACCUUGCAGAGCUAUUGUGAAAAUAAAUCCUCUGAUUUUGCACCAUGCCUGGCAUGCUGUGCAUGCCCUGUAAAUAGGGCUCUUUUAUCAAUAGUACUGGGGGCCCCACAGGACUGCUCAUGGCUGCUGCCUAGAGGCAGACAACUGGGCAUUCAGGGCAGGGGAGGGGGUCACCAUAGGCAGGGAACAAGGGCUGGAAAGUCUCAUGGCAGAGGCAGUGGCUGAGCCUCAAAGAACAGAAGGCGUUUGGAGUGGCCUACUACCUUGGCCUCAUUGAUUAGUAACCCUGCCGCAGCUCCCUCUGAGAGAGCAACUCUUGGGGCUCCCCUGUGGGGGUAAGGGGCAGAUGCUGGAGUGGACCUGAGCUCUGGAGCUGCAGGAGCAGCAGAGCCCAGGGCUCCCAAACAGAGCUGUGGAGGAGUCCAUGAUGGCAGGUCUAGGCCUGUGCAUCUGGGUCCCCGGGGGACCAGCAUCUCCCGUCUCUCUGAGCCAGGCAGCAACCAUUCUUGGCUAGGCCCCCAGAGCGCUGAGCUGCCUUACCCAAGCAGGCACUGAUAGAGGGAGGGGGCCUGGGCCAGUCCGAUGUUGGUGCCAAUUGGGCUGUAAUUGGCAACAACAGCAUUUAGGAUUCAGGUUAGCUCUGGGGCAGAACUUCCUUAUAGGGUGUCUAACUUGUCCAGGUCCUAGGUAACUUUAGAGGUUAUUUUGCAACUAUGGGGGCUUCCAACCCAUGUACAACUGUGUGUCUCUGAAUUUGGAGGAAAUUUAUAGCCCUUAGAGAUGCGGCAUCUGCUGUAGAUGAGCAGAGGAAGAGUCUUCACAGGAGCCCUUUCUUUUGUAGAAGUUUAGAACAGGGCUCCAGGACUCUCCCCACUGACACCCCUGCCUGGUCUCUUCUGACCCUAAUCGCACAGGUCUGAGGUUUUUUGUUCCUGGAUUACUCAGCCCUGAAUCCAGCUUAGGAAGCUAUUUGUGGCUGAGGGGAAGGGAGCAGUUGUGUUCUGAGCCCUCGGCCAGUCUUCCCCUUAUCUGACCUGACCCUGGGUCCCAGGCCUCAUCCUUCUCUAGCAGAGGGAGGGAGUGGAGGUGGUGUCCUGAGCCAUGGGCCUCUCCUGUUCCUCACUUCCUCUAAGGACAGAGGAGUUGAUAGGUUGAGUUUGUGGUAGAAAAGACUGAGGUCAUACUGCAAGUUGUUCUCAAAUGAGAGGAGAGGCUCCAGAAGUUAGAGAAUGGAGGAAGAAGGAGGGCUUUAUGGGGAGCUGGGAGUUGGGCAACUAGGAUGCUGUUCCCAGUUCUGCCACAUCCUCUCCUUAUGCUCCGCACCUUCCUUCUUCAUCUUUGGAUUAGUGCUUACUUUCUGUGAAAAUAAGGUGUGUACAGGGUGAGGUAGGAGUUACCUACUUCCAUUCCUCCUCCUCUCCUCUCACCACCAUGGGCUGUGAUGGGCAGGCCAGGGCUCAGGCCCCUCCACAAGCCCUAUGUAGUCCCUGCUGGACCCCAAGGUGCCAGGUGGCUACCAGGAGGGCUUCCUGGAGGGGGCUGCCCCAGGCUUGAGGGAGAGAGAAUGACUUUACAUUCACUUCCUCUUCCUGCCCCAGAGGAAUAAGAGGUGGUCUAGGGGCCUGGAGGGUGAUUUCCGGGCCUCUACGGGGAGGAUGUGAUGCUAUGCAGGCUGACAGCACCAGAGCCCCCAUUGCACCUCUGUGUUCCUUCCUAUUCGCUGCCAGGGCCUCCUUGAGUGCUUGCAGUUGCUGCUGCAAGAGCAGUGAGGGUUGGAUCAGGCCCUGCUAUUUCUAAGCUUCCUCAAGCAGGGCCCACCACUAUUCCUGGUUCCUCUUCUGGGCUCGAGGACUCCCCUUACCCCAUGCACACCCCCGAUGCACCUGCCACACCCUCUUACUGGCCUUGCCUGUACUCUUCUCUCUGGGGGUGGCUCAGCAUCAAGGCUGGAUGGAUGACCUUUGAGGGGGUUCCUUCUGUUUGCUAAGACCUCCUGCUUGAAGAUCAACAGGGAUGGGAGCAAAGGUGGCUCCCUUCCCCCACCCCCCCCAAUAUUCCAGGCUCUGGGCUUGAGUCAGCAGAGCUUUGGCUAAGCUGCUUAAGGGAGCUGGGUUUGUGU
This is a messenger RNA of Balaenoptera acutorostrata (minke whale), 4462 nucleotides long. Its product is annotated as protein unc-119 homolog A. Gene Ontology annotation, cellular component: intercellular bridge; GPI-anchor transamidase complex; centrosome. The record is from RefSeq and is a predicted model, not a curated record. Bases 57 to 1880 code for a protein of 607 amino acids. The transcript has 14 exons. Gene Ontology annotation, molecular function: lipid binding. Gene Ontology annotation, biological process: nervous system development; attachment of GPI anchor to protein; visual perception. Lineage: Eukaryota; Metazoa; Chordata; Mammalia; Artiodactyla; Balaenopteridae.